Staurois parvus is the source of this 69-nucleotide messenger RNA. The record is from the annotation of a GenBank genome assembly. NCBI's taxonomy places the organism in Eukaryota, Metazoa, Chordata, Amphibia, Anura, Ranidae.
AUGACAAGCUUUGUAAAGAUGCUCCCAACUACAGACUUAUUACUCCAGCUGUGUUGUCUGAGAGGCUGA